UGACGAUGGUGAUGACGAUGGCUGUGCGUACGGUGUUGUUUUGUGUGCCACUAUCCCACCGUUGCUGCCGUGUGCCUCUGUAUGGUGUGUGUUGUGUGUGUUUUGCUUUGCUUGCGUAGCUCCUGCUGGACCUUGUGCAUGAUCUGAGCACGUGGUGACGUGGCUGUAUCAUGAACCUUGGAUGGGCUAUUCCAAAUCAAUGCAAAAGUCUGCUACCCUGCUAUCCUAAGCACUUGUCUCGCAUCUCACUCUAUUGAACUGAUACGCUGGUUCUCAUUGACCACAUGCAUCCUUCGUCUCCUCCGCUUGUGGAUACUCGGUUUCCUUCAACGCGUCAGCAUCAAGAUGGCUGCCCGUAUUGUUCGUCGCUUCGCCAGCACAGCGCCCAAGACGCCAUUGUUUGGUUUGACCAAGUAUGGCGGCCGCCGCACUGUGACACUCAUCCCUGGUGAUGGCAUUGGUCCCGAGAUCACCACCGCCGUCCGCGAGCUCUUCGAGUGGAUGAAGGUCCCCGUUGACUUUGAGGUCAUCGACUUCCACGGUGCUGACCCGGAUGCGGAGAAGCGCAUGGACGACGCCAUCACGUCUCUUCGCAGGAACGGCGUUGGCCUCAAGGGUAUCCUGUCGACGCCCCAGGGCCGCGCCACCCGCACCUCCCUCAACAUCAAGCUCCGCACGGAGCUGGAUCUGUUUGCCAACGUCAUCUUCUGCAAGACGCCCGCAGGCCUGCCGACGCGCCACGACGAUGUGGACAUUGUUGUCGUGCGCCAGAACACGGAGGCGGAGUACUCGGGCCUUGAGCACGAGAUCUCGCCCGGUGUGAUUGAGAGCCUGAAGGUGAUUUCCCGCGAGGAGUCGAUGCGCAUUGCCAAGUACGCCUUUGACUACGCCGCAAAGACUGGCCGCUCGAAGGUGACGGCGGUGCACAAGGCCAACAUCAUGAAGCAGGGCGACGGCCUCUUCCUCCAGUGCUGCAAGGAGGUUGCCUCUCUCUACCCCAACAUUGUCUUUGAAGCCAUGAUUGUCGACAACACCAGCAUGCAGCUGGUGUCUCGUCCUCAGCAGUUUGAUGUCGUGGUCACGCCAAACCUCUACGGCAACAUCGUGGGCAACAUUGGCGCGGGUCUCGUUGGCGGCGCGGGUCUCGUCCCCGGAUACAACAUCGGAAACGACAUUGCCGUCUUCGAGCCGGGUGCACGCCAGAUCCAGCAGAGCCUGACCGGCAAGGGCGUCGCCAACCCCGUCUGCAUGAUCUCGUCCGGUGCCAUGAUGCUGCGCCACCUCGGCAUGGACACGUUUGCGUCUCCGAUUGAGAAGGCGGUGCGCAGCGUGCUGACGCGCGGGGAUGUGCGCACACCCGAUAUGGGCGGCGAUCACACCACUGCCGACAUGUCUCGCGCCAUCAUCGACGAGGUUGAUGCCAUCCUCACGGGCGCCGAGGCCUCCGCUUAAACACACGCACACACGCACACGCAUGUGAACUGACGUGCGCUGGUUGUGCUGCGUGCGCUCUCAUCAUGUCACUGUACCGUCCUCCUCCAUGCCUUGAUUGAUGUGUCAGUGUUGUUUGGUGCCAUGUCUUUGUUUGCCGCUUUUGGUUGCUCCCCCCCCCCAUUCUACGUCCCUUGUCGUGCUUCACACUAGCCCACUUCUUUCUCUGUCAAGUCACACAGCUUUCUUCCAUCGCUCGUUUUGGUCUGUGAACAGUACAACUACUCUGUGACUCACACCACUGCCUCUCGGUUUCGUGUCAUCGUGCAUCGACCACCCUCGCAAGGUGUCCACCGCCCACUUGCUGUAGUUGAUGCUUGUGUCGCCCUCAUUGCAGGUUCUUGUUCAUUCGAAUUAUCACUGCGCCUGUCAAAACAACAACAGCAAG
Molecule: messenger RNA, 1879 nt
Organism: Salpingoeca rosetta
Lineage: Eukaryota; Choanoflagellata; Craspedida; Salpingoecidae
Product: isocitrate dehydrogenase subunit gamma
Exons: 14
Coding region: 346-1452 (368 amino acids)
Biological process (GO): tricarboxylic acid cycle; isocitrate metabolic process
Cellular component (GO): mitochondrion
Molecular function (GO): magnesium ion binding; oxidoreductase activity, acting on the CH-OH group of donors, NAD or NADP as acceptor; NAD binding
Source: RefSeq, a predicted model, not a curated record